UGUCCCGAACACGGCCAACAUGAUUGUCCUCGGGAUUGUGCUUGCUCUUUUCUUCUCAGGUGUGUUGCCAGCCUCAGCACCGGUCUUCCCCUUCCCUUCCUCCCCCACUGAUUGUGUUGAAGCCCAUCGAGUGUGUGCCGUCGACCCCCGCUGUCAGGCAUUGUACCGGGGCCUGGAGCUGUGUGCGGCCGACGCAGAGGUGUCUCCGCUGGGGGAGCAGGUGGCUGCAGAGUGCCUGGAGGGACAGGACGCUCUGCUAAAUAAACACCCCGCUCUCCUGGCCUGCAAGUGCCAGCGUGGCUUCCGCAAGGAGGAGCAGUGCCUGCGCAUCUACUGGAGGGUUCGCCUGCUGCCAGGGGAGGACGAGCUGGAAAUAUCUCCCUAUGACGACACAAUGAUGGACACUCGCAUGGCUUCCUUAGUGGCAGCCUCAUCUUACAUGCAGCUGGAUGGUGAGAACCAGUGUCUGAAGGCGGCACAGGACUGCGGCCUGUACGAGAAGUGUGGCUCUCUGCGAUCAGAGUACGUGCUGGCCUGCACCAAACGGGCUCCCGGGACCAACCGGUGCAACCAGCACAAGUGCCACCGGGCCCUGCGGCGCUUCCUGGAGCGGGUGCCUGAGGAGUACAGCCUGGGAGUCCUGUUCUGCCCCUGCACCAACACCCUGUGUGGGGAGAGGAGGAGGAAAACCAUCGUCCCGUCCUGCUCCUACCAGGAGAUGGAGGGGCUGCAACCCAACUGCCUCCACCAGCAGAGCUUCUGCCGCCGGGACGACCUGUGCAGGUCCAGACUGGCUGAUUUCCUCAAUAACUGCCAGCCGUCUCCUGCGACGACCAGCGGCUGCCUGAAAGACUCAGCAGGCCUGUGCCUCCGAGCCUACGCCGGACUCAUCGGUACCAUCAUGACACCCAACUACAUCAGCAACGGCUCUGCAGACGUGUCGCUGUGGUGUAACUGCGAAGGCAGCGGCAACCAGUGGCAGGACUGUCUGAGACUGCAGCGCAUGUUCACCCACAACAGCUGCCUGCGUAACUCUAUCAGCUGGAUGGGGAGCCCCGGCUCCCUGCCGACAGACAUCACCCCCCCCCCUGCUCCCAGGCCCUCCCCGCUGGUUCAGGAGGAUGAGCUGCUGAGCAACAACCACCUGCCUGAACACAACAACAUCCUGGUGGAGAGUGAGGAAGAGGAGGAACUGACCCAGACAGAGGAGGAGGGGGAUCAGGGGGGCCAGUUUGACGUCAUCCCGCUGUACUCGGAGAGGGCCACCGUCUCCAACCUGGGCUCCCCGGGGACAGCCAGGGCUGCAUCCGUCACCGCCGGUCCUCCUGACGCCGUACUACUGCUCCUGCUUCUGUUGGCCUCGCUCAGCUGGGGCUAGAACCCAGGACGUAAAGAAGACACACACAUACGCACACACACAAACACACACACACACACAUUCACAUUCACAUAUGAUGGACCUGCCAACAAUCCUGGACUGAUUGCUGUAAAAUCAUAGGACACAUAGUGAAGAAAUGGACUUCACAUUUUGUCAGUAGCAUCCUCAUGAUUCCUCACUUCUGUCCUUGCUUCCUUCCUUUCCUCUUUUGAAAAUGGCAUUUUGGACACCAUAGUGUGAUUGCAGCUGCAGCGGUGUAUAAACAAAAAGGCCUAGUCGUGGUAGGUGUCAUAUGCAGCUAUCCACCAAUGAGCAUAACGUAGCAGCUCCCGUCAUAGGCUCAGAACAAUGUUCAUUUGCGUGGCUUGCUCAGUUGUUAGCAGACAGAAAAACAGGCCAAGGUGUGUUAGCAGGAUGAUAUAUUGGCUUGUCAUAUCAUACACAUAUUAACAGCUGCAGCUGAGUAGAAAAAAAAAAACUCAUCACAUCAGCUAUCUCCUAAUCAUCAGAAGUGAAUAUACAUUUCUGACAGCAAUGAUAUCUCCCAAAGACACAAACUGGUGCCAAAAUGGCUGCAAUCGCUGACAGUUCAACACAAUAAAACACAUGAUAUUAAACCCGA
Perca fluviatilis (European perch) is the source of this 2000-nucleotide messenger RNA. It is a transcript of the gene gfra3, whose product is annotated as GDNF family receptor alpha 3. Gene Ontology annotation, molecular function: signaling receptor activity. The coding region runs from base 20 to 1378 and encodes 452 amino acids. NCBI's taxonomy places the organism in Eukaryota, Metazoa, Chordata, Actinopteri, Perciformes, Percidae. The record is from RefSeq and is a predicted model, not a curated record. Gene Ontology annotation, cellular component: external side of plasma membrane; signaling receptor complex. Gene Ontology annotation, biological process: nervous system development. The transcript has 8 exons.